This is a messenger RNA of Cucurbita moschata (crookneck pumpkin), 477 nucleotides long. RefSeq lists its product as uncharacterized. The record is from RefSeq and is a predicted model, not a curated record. The transcript is spliced from 6 exons. Bases 1 to 477 code for a protein of 158 amino acids. NCBI's taxonomy places the organism in Eukaryota, Viridiplantae, Streptophyta, Magnoliopsida, Cucurbitales, Cucurbitaceae.
AUGGAGAACAAGAAGCAAGUGGCUGCCUCUUCAUCUUCAACUUCGGAUCUUCUUUUUGGUCCCAUGGACUCAAAUUCAGCGUCUUCAACAUCCACCACUGGAUAUUUUGGCUCUAUUUUCCCACAACUGGUUGUGGAAAGAGAGAAAAAUCAGGAUGUUGGGCCUGGAAAAGUUGGGAAUCCAGUUAAUGCUUCUGUAAAUGGCAUGAAUGGAACUGGUGGUGCAAAUGGGAAAGGUGAAAGCUCCAUCUAUCUGAACGAAACUAUGGAACCAAGUUACUUUAGUUCCUCCAUCUUUUACGGUGGCCAAGAAAACUACUCCCCAAGAACUAAACUCUCAGAAUCUCACCAUAAUUUUAAGAAAGAAGAGGACAAUGAUGCAAUUGGAAGCAAUUCAAACUCUGCUUCAAGAGGAAACUGGUUCUCUUUAUUACUGACACCCCCAUCAUCGUGGGAUUUCCAGCUGCAUAGGGCUUGA